Ilex paraguariensis (yerba mate) is the source of this 345-nucleotide messenger RNA. The record is from the annotation of a GenBank genome assembly. Lineage: Eukaryota; Viridiplantae; Streptophyta; Magnoliopsida; Aquifoliales; Aquifoliaceae.
AUGGAUUACUUUGAAUGGAUACACGGUUACAGCACAAGAUUCGGACUUCAUUACAUUGAUCGCCAAAAACUAAAUCGGAUUCUAAAGCUUUCUGCUAAAUGGUACAAAGAUUUUCUAACCAGUGGCUUCAACAAUGGAGAAGCGGAAACCUUGAAUCUAGGUAUAGAUCCAGUUCAAAAAAUGAUGGAUACCGGAACACAUGGAACGCCUUUAAGAUUUGAAAAAAGGAAAUUUGGAGAAACCAAAGAGUCGAUCAUCUUGGGUUCGAAGGAACUCGGGCUUCAAGUUUUUGAACCCGUCCUUCACGUACUCCUCUUAAAUGUCGAUGAACUCGAGCCGGCAUAG